Molecule: messenger RNA, 940 nt
Organism: Heterobilharzia americana
Lineage: Eukaryota; Metazoa; Platyhelminthes; Trematoda; Strigeidida; Schistosomatidae
Source: the annotation of a GenBank genome assembly
GUUGAAUGUCCGAAGGCUGAUAUUUCAAAAUUCAUUGUACUUUUGCGCUUGCUCUAGAAGUGCUGCGUGAAAGUUGACUGGAGAAAUCACUAGCGCUUUGUAAGUCACACAGUUCAUUUGGUUGUCGAUAGUUCUUCUUGUGGAAGCUAGAGAGUCACCAUUUUAUCUAGUUACGCACUAUAGGAUGUGAAUAGGCGAUGGAUAGGUUUCAAAAAUAUGUGGAUGACCACUUAAAAGUUAUAAGGUUAUUGCCUACUACAUUCUUCGCAUUCGGAGUGUACCUUCUUGCAAAGCAUUUUUACAUUUUCACUAAGUUCAAUUCUAUCCAUGCUAUCCCAUCUGAUGUCUACAGUCGUCAAAUACGUCUUAAAGGAUUGAUAAACUCUGUAGAUCACACGGGCGAAUUGGAGAUUUUCCAUGUUCCUAAAAUUAGGAUACCUAUCAAUACUUCACCUGGUAAUUCAUUACGAGUGUGUAUUCCAGUGCAGCAUUCUGAAAGAAGCAGACAGUGGAUGAAACAAAAUUUUCAACCUGGUGAUGUCACUGUUUUCAUUCCUGUAAAACUUCUCCAAGACGAUAGGCUUUUGGCCAUCGUUUUCAAAAAGUGGUAUUUUUUUAGAAAAGAUAUAUCGUACCACUUGUUAGUAAAUGGAAUGGUUGAUGCUGAAAAACUCGACGAUUUACCGGAGGAUUUUCGCACUAAAUAUAUUGGAGCGAUUUCGAAGGCCAAAAAAAAGAAAAAGGGUAUUUGGAGAGAGAACUCUAGAUUUAGGAAAACUUGCAAAUCAUUUUUACAACGGAUGAAAAGUCUGCUGAAUUUAUAAGCCUAAUAUUGUGGUAGAUGCAAUUUAAAAUUCUAAAUUUUCUGUCUGUUUAUGUGUGUUUCUUUAACAUAAAUCCGAAGAAUGCGGCUACUUUUCACAAUAAAUAUUACUAUUUU